UGAGUCAAUCUACUUCCCGCCGAUGUCUUCUUUAUCUUCUUGCUAUCUUUUCUGAUUGUCUUUGUUUUUAUUUAUUUUUAAUUUAAUUUUAUCCUUACUAUCUUCUAUAGUUAUUAUUUGUGUGACAAUUUGCUGACAUGGUUCGCAAAGCUCGAGGUAAAGAAGCUGUUCAACCUGGGGAAUCAGUGCCUUUACCUGGACCAACAGGAUUACCUAGCACAGCUGCCCAUGUUAUUGAUGAUUCUCUUGAUGGGUCAAUGCUAAGUGCUGGUGAUGAAGGUAAUUCGUUAUUUUCCAGUGUCAAAAAGGGUCGUGCAGCAUUGCAGUCUGUUGUUGAUGAAUGGAUUGAGUCUUAUCGCCAGGAUAGGGAUGCUGCAACUCUCGAGUUGUUACAAUUCUUUAUCCUUGCUUCUGGUUGUAAAGGAAAAAUUACUGCUAAAAUGAAGGAGACUAUGGACAAUGCAAGAAUAAUUAGAGAAUUAGUUGAAGAAUUUGAUGAUCAAGCUGGAGGAGACUAUCCAAUAAUCACUAAUGGACCCCAAUGGAAGAAAUUCAGAGCCAAUUUUUGUGAAUUUGUCCAUACACUGAUUCGCCAGUGUCAAUACAGUAUUAUUUACGAUCAAUACCUGAUGGAAAGUAUGAUCUCAUUUCUGAUUACAUUGUCGGACUCUCAAGUCCGAGCUUUCCGACACACCGCAACCUUAGCAGCUAUGAAACUUAUGACAGCUCUUGUUGAUGUAGCUCUUACUUUAAGUAUCAACAUCGACAAUACCCAACGACAGCUAGAUAAAGCUCGCCAAGAAAGAUCAAGAGGAGAUAGACUGGAUAAUCUAGUCCUUAAGCGUCAAGAGCUUGAUGACAAUAUGGAGGAUAUUAAAACGAUGCUUGGUUACUUGUUCAAAUCAAUCUUUGUCCACAGGUAUCGGGAUAUCAUUCCAGAGAUAAGAGCCUUAUGCAUGUAUGAAAUAGGUACAUGGAUGAAAAGAUUCCCCAAUUAUUUUCUUGAUGAUUCUUUCCUUAAGUAUGUUGGUUGGACAUUGCAUGAUAAAGUUGGUGAUGUAAGGCUUAAAUGCUUACAAUCUCUACUUCCUCUAUAUGAAACUGAAGAAAUCGCUCGCAAAAUGGAGCUGUUUACAAACAAAUUCAAAGAACGAAUUGUUGCCAUGACACUGGACAAAGAGUACGAGGUUGCCGUUCAAGCUAUCAAAUUGAUAAUCAGUAUACAUAAAUACCACCGAGAAGUGUUGACGGAUAAAGAUUGUGAACAUGUUUAUGAAUUGGUCUAUGCGACUCACCGUGGAGUUGCUCAAGCUGCUGGAGAGUUUUUAAAUGAAAAAUUAUUCCAAGUAGACGAGGAAGCUACUUCAAACUUGUGUUCUCGAAGAGGUAAAAAACGUUCAGUUCACACCCCACUGAUACGUGAUUUAAUUACAUUCUUCAUUGAGAGUGAACUUCAUGAACACGGUGCAUAUUUAGUCGACAGUUUGAUUGAAAGUCACCCAAUGAUGAAAGACUGGGAAUGUAUGACCGAUUUGCUCUUAGAAGAACCUGGUCCAGAAGAAGAAGCUUUAGAUGAUCGACAAGAGACAAGUUUGAUUGAACUGAUGGUGUGUGCAAUAAAACAAGCUGCCACUGGAGAAUACCCUAUCGGAAGAGGUCCAGUACGUAAACAAAUAUCCACUAAAGAAGCCAAACAGGUUGCUGAUGACAAGAAUCGUAUUUCCGAGCAUUUCAUUGCUUCACUUCCUCUCCUUCUUGACAAGUACAAGACUGAUCCUGAAAAGAUAGCUAAUCUCAUGACUAUUCCUCAAUAUUUUGAGUUGAGCUAUUAUUCACAAAACAAUGAUCAACUUGAAUCUUUACUUCGUUUGGUUAAUGUUUUGGUUGAGAUUCAUUCUGAUUCAGAGGUAUUGGAAGCUUGUGCUAAAGCUUAUGAAUAUUUAUACGAUGAGAAUUUCACCUUCAAAAGAGAGGUUUGGGUAUCUAAAAGCUCAUUGUUAGAUACUCUUGUCUUGAAAAAGCAUAAAGAUGCUGUUGAAGCAUAUUCAGAACGUCCUAAUGGUCGUGAUGAGAGAGAAGCAGUUGUAAUGAUUCUUAAAAAGAUUGCUGCUUUUAUAUCUUGCCACGACAUGAGCUCCUAUGAAAUGUGGGACACUGUUUUCGAACGGUGGAUCCGUGGUGCUGGCUCUGAAAAUGCUGAUAAUGUUCCCGAAGAUGCCAUAAAAUAUUCUAUCAGUAUUUGUUAUUAUGCUUUGAUAUGGGAACUUCAUGCUCUUUCUGAAGCUAGAAAUCAAGGACCAGUUGAACAUUACACUCGUAAUCGUUUGAUAGAAUUUAUUGCUGAAUUGCGAGAUACAUUGAGCCAUCCUAAUGAAGACAUAGCCCAAGAAGCCUACUUCAGUAUUUGUGAUUUGUUACUGAUGUUUGAUCAUCAACUCGAAAACGAUUCACCAGCUGUAGCACAAUUGGUUUACCGACCUAAUAAUACUCUCAUCAAACAAUUGGAAUCUUUCAUUGUUGAGCGAGUAUUCGUUCAUGAUGAAGAAUCUGAAGAUGAACCUGGAAUACAAAACUCUGUUGAGAAGUUGCACAAGAAAAGACAUUUACUGGCUGGAUAUUGUAAAUUAAUUAUUUAUAAUGUAAUUCCUAUGCGACAUGCUAUUUGUGUCAUUCGUCAUUAUGUCAAAUUCUUCAAUGAUUUCGGAGACAUUAUCAAAACAACACUUGGUAAACUUAGGGAAAUGAAUAAAGUUAUUUGUGCCAAAACUAUGGCUAGUGCUUUGAUUCAAGUUUUCAAGGAAUUGCAGGUUGAAUCGCACCAAAAUCCUAAUGCAUUUACAAAACAAGAUGAAAACUUCUUGGCUCUGAAAGAGUUAGCCAAAAGAUUUGCUUUGUCAUUCGGUUUAGAUAACCAAAAGAAUCGUGACGCAGUUGCAUCUCUACAUCGAGAAGGAAUCCAUUUCAGUUUUGAUAAACUGGAUAAUCCUAUUGAUCCUCUUGGUCCUCCGCCUAAUUUACCUUUCCUUGAAAUUCUCAGUGAAUUUUCAAACAAGCUUAUCAAACAGGAUAAAAAGACUGUCCUCAGCUAUUUGGACAAAUGUGUUCAAAGCGCGUUACCUGGUAUUCAUAACGAUGAAUGGCAACCUUUGAUGAGCUAUCGAAGUAGCUUGAUUCAACACAAUGAAUUUGAUCUUCCUCUCAAUCGUGCCCCUGGCCGUCAGUACCGAGGUCGGAAAAGAAAUCGUGAUGAUAAUGAUGAAGAAGGUGCUGAAGAAGACCAAGUUGAGCAUGAAUCCGAAGCCGGAUCUGAAAUCGCUGAAUGAAUAUCUUGAAUUAUCCACUUUCACGUGUACAAAAUCUUUCCAAAUUCAUCCAUCACCAUAUUUCUCAUCAUUUCGCAUUUUACCAAUUUAAUAUAUUUUAAUUAUUAUUUCUGUACUUUAUUCGAACCUUGAUCUUUUAUUUUAUAUUAAUUCAAUAUUCAUAUAUACCGUGUCAUUUUUAAUCGUGACUGUUUAUAUGAUGUCAAAUAAUUGUUCAUUUGAUGUCAGAAAUUUCAUCAAUUGAUUGAGAUUAUCUAUUGAACUAUGUAAACUUUGAAAGACUCACAAGAUAUUCAGUUAAUUUUGACUUAUUUAGGUCAUUUUCAUGGCCAUGGUAAGCUACAGAAUAUCGUACUGAGAUUUUUAACCAUUUUUUAGAGUUUUACAUUGUAUUAUCACCCUGGUCAUUGAUCAUUAAAGAUAAUCAUUGUAUACAAUA
Molecule: messenger RNA, 3762 nt
Organism: Tetranychus urticae (two-spotted spider mite)
Lineage: Eukaryota; Metazoa; Arthropoda; Arachnida; Trombidiformes; Tetranychidae
Product: cohesin subunit SA-1
Biological process (GO): sister chromatid cohesion
Cellular component (GO): cohesin complex; chromatin; nucleus
Molecular function (GO): chromatin binding
Source: RefSeq, a predicted model, not a curated record